This is a messenger RNA of Engraulis encrasicolus (European anchovy), 1703 nucleotides long. RefSeq names its product DENN domain containing 11 (gene dennd11). Lineage: Eukaryota; Metazoa; Chordata; Actinopteri; Clupeiformes; Engraulidae. Bases 201 to 1676 code for a protein of 491 amino acids. The record is from RefSeq and is a predicted model, not a curated record. The transcript has 9 exons. Gene Ontology annotation, cellular component: cytoplasm.
AAGUGUGUGACGCGAUCAAAACACUGCGUGGAAGCAGUGGGUGACAGCGAGCAGGCUACCCGUCUGUGGUAUGACUAAACUACAAUUGAAUGGUCAUCAAAUCUGAUUUUACAAGCGGUAGCCCAUGUUUGCAAGUGUUAGCUACACGUCGAGCGAAGCCUAGGGUGUUCCUAUCUUCGAGGAAAUCGUAGUCGACUACCAUGGUGGAGCAAUCCGACCGCGCUCCACUCUUGGACUGGGAGGAGGUUCCCCCGCCCGAACCGGUACCGACAGCUCCAUCUCCCCAGGAAGAAAACGAUUUGCCUUCUUGUCCGUCAAACAGCCGGCCUGUGGACAACACAACUCCGGGAGCUGGCUGGAAUACCAGCCCCGGUGCACCGACGGGUGUAGCAGCUGUUACGAGCAAGGACCUUAGCUCUCCAGUCAAGCAUGGUGGAGAAGGCGAUGCUGCAAGCCCCGGUGAGCGGGACACUGCGUUCCCUGGACUGUCUGUGAAAGAUCACGCAGUAACCGGAUGGGAAGAAAAGGAUCAAAUAGUUGCCGUGUUUGUUGUCACCUUUGACACAAGAUCAGGAAACAUGGUGGAGUGGUGCCUUCCUCAGGAUAUCAACUUAGAUGGCGUGGAGUUCAAAUCCAUGGCCAGUGGCUCUCACAGAAUCGCCAACGAUUUUAUAUACUUUCGGAAAGGCUCUUACUUUGGCCUAGCGUGCUUUGCCAACAUGCCAGUGGAGAGUGAGCUGGAGAGAGGGGCGAGGAUGAAGUCCGUGGGCAUUCUGUCCCCCUCAUAUACCCUCCUCUACCGCUACAUGCAUUUCCUGGAGAAUCAAGUUCGGCACCAGCUGAAGUGUCCAGGGCAGUAUUCGCCCCUGGAGGCGUUCUACGAGGACAAGAAGGCCAUUCUCCCCCCGGCAGGAAACGGCCUGGUCACUUCCUGUCCCACCAGUGCUCUGGCCACCGUGGUCAACCGCUGCAUGCACCCCGAGAUGAAGAUCACACACCCGGCAGGCUGCAUGUCUCAGUUCAUCCGCUUCUUUGGAGAGCAGAUCAUGGUCCUGUGGAAGUUUGCUCUGCUCAGGAAGCGCAUCCUCAUCUUCUCACCACCUCCAGUCGGCGUAGUCUGCUACCGAGUGUACUGCUGCUGUUGCCUUGCCAACGUCUCCAUCCCCGGGAUUGGUGUGUCUGUGCCAGAGCUCCGCCCCUUCUUCUACAUUAACGUGGCUGACAUAACUGCCCUGGAAACAGAGCUGUCCUACGUAGCUUGUACGACAGAGAAGAUCUUUGAGGAGAAGAAGGAUCUGUAUGAUGUCUAUAUCGACAACCAGAACGUGAGGACGCACAGAGAGAGCCUGCAGCCCCUGCUCCGACUCAACAGUGCCGACAAGGAGAAGUAUCGCAAACUCAGCGAACAGAGGCAACUACUCCUGUACUCUCAAGAAGUGGAUGAAAACUGCUCUACAAACGAGGAAGACCUCUUCAUCUUGUUUUUCAUGGAGCAGAACAACCGCAUCUUCCAGACGCUGUGUGAGGUGGCGGGGAGCUCGGACCCCACGCUGACGGCGGAGCACGUGAGGGCCAUGGGCCUGGACCCCCAGGGCGACCGCGGCUUCCUCGUGGACCUGCUGGAGGUCUACGGCAUCGAUGUCAUGCUGGUCAUAGACAACCCCUGCUGCCCCUGAAGGAGGGAUGGAGGGAUGGAGGGAGGG